CGGCGCGUCCCCUGUUGCCAGGGAGACGAAGGCCCGGCCCGCAGCGAAGAAGCCCGCUCCACCACCACCACCGUCAUCGCUGUUGUCGGAAUGUUUUAUUUAUAUUAAGAGUUUAUCUGUGAAGUCAUUGCCAUUCUCCCGGGGAAUUCGCGCGACUUUCUCUUCGGGGAAGGAGGAGGGAGGAGGAGGGAGGAGACCUCGGGCCAGAGCCGCGUCGCCGCCGCCACGGAGGAGGCUUCGCGUCCUCGGGCAGAGCCAUGAGCCGACAAGCGCAGGGAGUGCAAGAAACUGCCUUCUGGAGCAACAACGGUGCGUUUGAGGCCGACCCGCGGGAACCGCACGGCUCCGAGGCAGCUGGCGGGGGGCUCAGCCAGCCUGGCUCCGGCAGCUCGAGUUACGGGAGCGCGGAGAGCGACAGCACGAGCCAGAGUGAUGGGAGCAGUGAGACGGUGGGCCUCUGGAGGGGGAAGGUCUGCUGGGGCAAGGUCGUGGGGCUCGUCCGACGCCUGUGGGCGACACGCUGGACAGAGAGCCCCGUGCUGAACCGCGAGCGCUACGUGAAGCUGGCGAUUCGCGAGGCUGUCACCUUCUCCGUGUUUCUUGCACUGCUCUGUGUGGUGGCCUAUAGUAGUCGCAUUCCAUUGGCUUACGAAUACACGCAUGCUGUGUCGGAGAUGUUCACGUCAUCGCCGCUCUCCAACGCUGACCCAACAACGUUCCACAACCUUGCGACAAUAGAACAAGUCUGGCAGUACCUUACCGGCCCAUUGCUAUGGGCUUUGCAUAACUCCGGCUCCAGAAACCUAACCAAUUCAAUGGUUAGUGGGGAAAAUCUGGUUGUGGAGCCUGUGAUCAUCUGGCAAGCACGUGUUCACAACAACUCCUGUUGGUCAUUGUCCACCAAUUUGGGGACUGGAACGACAGAGUGUUAUGGGCCGUACUCAUCGGCAAACGAAAACAAGGAUCCGUUUGGGCCUGCAAACAGCACUGUAUGGCGGUUUGAUUCGGAGGCGGGCGUUCCGUGGCAAGGAGCGCUGGGCUGGUACGGCCCAGGCGGGUACGCCGUGAGGCUGCCAGCCGACUCGAGGACCGCUGCGUGGCAGGAGCUGGCCGCGUUGCGCGACGCGAGCUGGUUGGACAGGGCCACCCGCCUCCUCUCGGUCGACGCCGCGCUCCUCAACCCAAACCUUCGCCUCUACAUGGUCGUACGGCUGUCCAUGGAGUUUCCCCCGACUGGAGGAAUCCUCACGGCCUUGUCCUUGACUCCCGGCCGCCCGCUUGGCACCCCCCUGUGGGAUGCACGCGCCGUGUGUGGCCUCCUGGCUGCGUUGCUCACCAUCUACUAUCUGGUGGAGGAGGUGCUGGAGCUCAGAAACCUGGGUCCUGCUGGCUUUCUCUCCUCUCCGUGGACCUUCCUCGACAUUUCCAUCAUUGCCCUGUGCGUGGUGGGCACGGCUUUUGGUGUCCACCACGGAAUCCUCUCAAGCUCAUUACUCGGAGAAGCAUCUUCCAGUCGAGCCAUGAGCUUCUCCACCGUGAGCACCGUUGCCGAGUGGGAGCAGAAUUUUAUCAUCGUCACAGGAAUCAUCGUGUUUGUGGCCUGGAUCAAGGUGGUGCGGUUUGGAUCCAUGUGCCGCACACUGACGAUGUGCGGGUGUGCCCUCACCCGCUGUGCCUGGGACUUACUCGGCUACACGUUGGUGUUCGCCACGGUGUUCCUGGCGUUCGCACAGCUGGCGUUUCUCAUCUUUGGCGGCGCGCUUCCCGACUUCAGCUCGUUCAGCUCCUGCAUCCUGACACAGGUGCGUAUUUUGCUGGGAGAUUUUGACUUCUCAUCUCUGGAGGCUGCAAGUCGGAUCAUGGGGCCAAUCUACUUUGUUUCAUAUGUGUUUUGCGUGGGGCUCAUCAUGAUGGUGAUGUUCCUGGCUAUAGUGAGCGAAGCGUACUCUGAAGAAAAGAGCGAACAAGCCCACAGCCAGCCUCAGUUUCAGCUCUCCAGUGUGAUCAAGCAGGGCUGGAUGAAGGUGGUGGACAGACUGAGCUGUAAGAAGCCACGUGUUGCAGGAAUACAGAAGACUCUGCCCCCCUCUGGUCAAAUUAACUUUGCCACAUGGAGACAGAAUCUGAAAGGACAGGGGUUUGCCGAUGCUGAGAUCGAGGCAGUGUUUGCGCGGUAUGAUGGCGAUGGAGCCCUCACUCGUGCUGAGCAGCUCCAGAUGAGGCGGGACCUCCGUCUGGAGAAGGAGGCUCUGGGAGGCUCCGCGGAUGAAGUGGGGGACGACGUGGACACCUCCACCUCGCGGUCCCGUCACUCGCUGCCCAGCCAAGUGACGAGCCGCGACGAUGAUGACGACGAUGACGACGGAGACUCGGAUGAGGACGAUGACAUAACCGUCGUCCGUCGUGGAAAUCACCAUCAAGGCGGUGGCGGUGGCGUCUCGCGGGAGGAGUUCCGAGUGUUGGUGCGUCGUGUCAACCAGAUGGAGCACUCCAUCGGAAGCGUGGUCUCCAAAAUGGACGCGGUGAUGGUGAAGCUGGAGGCGAUGGAGCGGCAGAGGCUGCGGCGGAGGGAUGUGCUCUCCCGGCUAAUCAGUGGGAUGGGCGAGGAGGAGAGAGGCUCCUGGCCCGGACAGGAAGUGAGGCGCGACCACAUGGAGCGGCUGGUCCGCGACGAGCUCAAGCGAUGGGACUCGGACUGCUCCAUCCGUCCGCCCGGGGUGGGGGUGGUGGGAGGCUCGAUCCCUUCCUCACAGGUCGUGUCCACCGGUGGGGCGCUCCGCCCGUCCUCUGGGGGAUCGGCAGUUGAGGGCUGAGUGCACGCACACCGAGGAUGCUACACCCUACUGCACGCACUACCACAGCACCACAUUGUGCCCGCACACCCUGGUGUGAGACGGAGCCGUAAACAACCCUGUGCCCUCGUUACAUCCGAGGACCAUAUUCUUAGUCUUGGCUCGCCCCUGGCUCGGCUCAGGCUUGAGCCGCUCGGUCGCAUUUAGAGAGGCAUGAGUGAGCGGCCGCUCAGCCACGGUUCGGAUCAGGCUCGGCUCCCGGGAAAUCCUGAGCAUGGCUUAGGGCCUUUCAUCAGAGCUGGCCCAAGUUAAGCACGUGGUUCACGGCUGGCUCUUUUGGGCCAAGCCUGAGCUGAGCCGUGCCUAAGAAUCCGGGCCUUGGUUAUGUUGCGCAGUCGGCAUCUGGAGUUGGGGCCAACGUGUGAAUGAUCCCACCUCGAGCCACCCAACUUCGUGUUGCUUUUGCAGGACCGCUGCAGUAAGUUUUUGUAUCAAAUUUUUGUUACAUUUACGUUUCACACGCGAAUAGGGACCACAGUACUGCAAUGGCACGUAUUAUCACGUGUGCUGUUUACACAAAUGAUGACCAUGUGCCAACUGACCCUGUGUAACGUUAACACAAAAUAAUCAUGAGCGUCGCUGUGGAGAAUACUCGUAGCAGACACUACACCUCUAUAUAUAUCUGUCCACAAGCGCUUCUGGGAGUGUAUAGUUUCAGCAGCAUUGGUUAAAUCCAAGCAACACUGCUACUUGUGGAGGGACGGCUAUAUACGGAGGAGAUUUAUUGUCUGCUUAUUUAUUUAGUUUUAUAAUUGCAUAAGGAUUCUCGAGUAAAACCACGCGCAUAUCUGCCUCGUAUGGUUGUUUAGUGGAAUUUGCCCCUGUGGAAUAGAACCAUUCUGUUGAUUGUGGUGGUGGGGUGGCUUUGAGCGAACCGGGGGUGGGGGAGCGGUGGUGCAGCGUUUAGUGCUCCACGUUUCGAACCCGGCGACCCGAGUUC
This is a messenger RNA of Petromyzon marinus (sea lamprey), 3792 nucleotides long. Its product is annotated as polycystin-2-like. Lineage: Eukaryota; Metazoa; Chordata; Hyperoartia; Petromyzontiformes; Petromyzontidae. Gene Ontology annotation, molecular function: calcium channel activity; calcium ion binding. Gene Ontology annotation, cellular component: membrane. Gene Ontology annotation, biological process: detection of mechanical stimulus. The record is from RefSeq and is a predicted model, not a curated record.